AGUCAUCUGUUUGCUCUCAUGCCUGUCUCAUCAAGCCAUCGGGAUGCUGAACAUCCCCUGAUCGCCCUAAUCGACCAGAUAACGCAAGACCCUACUAGAAAACACCAGCGUGUCGAAGCAAUCAGACCAGUAAUUCAAUACCAACACCAGGUCCGGAUACAAAACAUGCACUCAUCCCACCAACCUUUCCUUCCAUCUCUCAUCACCCCAGCACAGGUCGAAAUGCUCCAUACGGGAAAUCCCUACACUGGCAGUGGUCAGAGAAGAGCAUCUUCAGCUCAUCCUACUCGUGCCACUGUCGGUCAGCACACUACAACCUGCUCCAAUAUGUCAUCAGGUCCCACCGCCAGCUGCAACGCCGGCGCCGAACAGAUCCCACCUUCUUCCUAUGCCUCUGAUCCCAGCACUAGCGAAUUGGUUUCGCCAAUCUUUCCUUCCAACGCCAACAUUGGUCAGACCAUGCCACCUCCACGCCCAGACCUCGAACACAUGAUCGUAUCUGUCAACCGCCAGAAGUUCACAAGCGACGACAUGCAGUGGACCACUCAGUUUCCCUUGGAGAACCUCAGAAACUCGACAAUGUCCAACAGCUCCUUCUCCAUUAGUCAACUCUCGUACAGCCGUUGGCUUGGUGAGAUCUCGGACAAUCUGCGCAGCCAAGUCGAGGAGGAAGGUCUGUCUGUCGUCUGGAUCAUGUCAACCAUCGAGCAAUUGGGUGUUGUUCGCGACAAUGGCUCUCUCAGAGCAGCCGUGCUGGACCAUCAAAAUGCUGGCAAGCACACAAUUCAGUUGUACGUUGUCAUCACCUCCAAGACUUUCAUUCUGCCAAAGGCUGCGNUCCCCUUCAACAUUUUCAGCCCUGACUUGAACCAGCAAGACGAUACACCCAGACAGUCAUCUGCUCCCACCUUCGGCAGAGCAUCUGGUUCAUAA
Messenger RNA from Aureobasidium vineae, 933 nucleotides. Lineage: Eukaryota; Fungi; Ascomycota; Dothideomycetes; Dothideales; Saccotheciaceae. The record is from the annotation of a GenBank genome assembly.